AUGGACGAACUCGAGGCAAUGGAGUGCAAGUUUCCUGCCUUGCUUCCGGAGCAGGGCGAAGAAUUAAACAUCGCCAAUGCGCAAGUUUCGAUUGAAUUGCCAUCAACAGACUUUCAGUCAUGGCUACACGACUUCUGUGGCACUGAGGAUGUUUCUGUGCCCGACGUUUUCCUUGCCUUAUGGGGCCUAAUUUUGAAAACAUUCACGGGACAUGGAGCUGUCUGCGCAGGCUCGGUGUUCAAAAAUGAACUCCUUGAGCUGGUAUCCGCAGAGGUAGAUGAACAAGCUACAAUGAUCGAAUUGAUUCGGUCAUUGGCGAAAGGAAAGAGAACUAUUCAAGACAUCACAUUGGAGUUGCCCUGCAAUUCGGCCGUCUCCUUUGCGAAUACCAAGGAAGAAAUUCCCGAUAUUUUGAAUAAGUUUCAAAUUUCAUUGUUAGUUGUGGAUGGACAGGAUGAGAUGGAAAUUUCUCUCCUUCACCAAAAAAGUCACAUUGCACCAUCUUUUGCAAAGCAUGUUGCAAACACAGUCAGCGAGCUACUUUCUCAGCUCAAAUUUGACCCUAAGCGAGAAAUCUCGCAGUUCAACCUCAUUCACGUUGAAACCGAGAGACAACUACAGACCUGGGGUACUAAUCUUCCAAAGCCAGUGGAAGAUUGUGUGGGUCCUCUCUUUGAAGAGACAAUUCGACAGAGACCACUGAAUGAGGCAGUGCGGACAGCUGAAGUUGUCUUGACGUAUCAAGAUCUGGAUCGUCUGACUAAACUACUCGCCAUCCACCUACAGAGCCUUGGGGUAGGCCCCGAAAAAGUGGUGAUUUUGUGCUUCCCAAAAUGUGCUUGGGCUAUUGUGGCCAUGAUGGCCGUUAUUCGUGCUGGUGGUGCCAUAUUGUUCUUGGAUCCUUCGCAUCCGACAGCGCGACACCAGGAGAUCGCGGACCAAGUGAAGACCAAAUGGAUUCUUACCACGUCAGAGCACGCUCCUAACAUGGAAUGGUUCGACGGAGAGGUUCUGUGUAUCAAUCCUGCUUUCUUGGAGUCACUGGAAUCGAGUACUCAAGAAAGCCAUCUGGCAUCAACAGCCACCCCUUCAAACACACUGUACAUUAUUUUCACCUCUGGAUCGACGGGCAAGCCGAAAGGCUGCGUGAUCGAGCAUCAACAAUUCCUCACCGGGUCUCGCGCGCAGCAGAAAGCAUCAGGAAUGGAUUCCACAGAUCGAGUGAUGCAACUGGCAUCAUUCACAUUCGACGUCAGUAUCCUGGAGAUAAUAACCUCACUCAUCUCGGGUGCUUGUGUGUGCAUUCCAAACGACCAGGAGCGAUCGCAAGGGCCUGCCUUCUGCAUCCAGAGUUUCGAAAUCACCUGGGCAUUCCUUACACCCUCUUUGGUAAAGUCAAUGAAUCCAAGUCAAGUUCCUACCCUCAAAUUUCUGGUUCUGGGUGGCGAGGCAGUCUUGGAAGAGAACAUCAAGGUCUGGGCACCCCACGUGCGUCUGGCGAACGGUUAUGGUCCUUCCGAGGCAUCUAUUGCAGCUACAGCCAAUGUUCCCCUGUCUCUGAACACAAACCCAAUGAACAUUGGCCACCCACUGGGAGGAUCGUGCUGGAUUGUGAAAGCCGAUGACCACGAUGCGCUCGUUCCGGUGGGAGCGCCUGGCGAGUUAGUGAUCCAGGGCCCAAUUGUUGCUAGGGGGUAUUUCCACGAGCCUGAAAAGACCAAGGCGGUUUUCCUGGACACCGCCAAGUGGUCGAAAGUCACUCCUACGCCGUUCUCACGAAUGUAUAAGACGGGUGAUCUGGCCCGCUUCAAUGAAGACGGUAGCGUGCACUUCAUUGGACGAAAGGACAAUCAGGUCAAGCUACGUGGUCUUCGAAUCGAAUUGGGGGAGAUCGAACACCGCAUUGCCGCUCAUCCAAUUGUUAGACAAGUCUCCGUUAUACUCGCGAGGACUGGCCCUUGUCAGGCCAAGCUGACGGCUGUGGUUUCCCUGAAAGAGCUCGAACGCGACGGACGCGCGCUUCAGUUGCUCACGGACGAUGACUACCGCAUCGCGAAAGAACAUCUUGAUGCCGUGGAGGAAGUUGUCUCGAAGCAGCUACCAGGUUACAUGAUGCCAACGGUCUGGGUACCAGUUUGGUCGAUCCCAUUGACCGUCUCCGGAAAGCAGAACGGAGUGGCGGUAGCCAGAUUCGUCCAAGAUAUGUUUGUGGAGACACACGACCUUCUCAUGGGCAAGAACAGUGGAGUUGAGAGAGUUGGCCCGUCCAACGAUCGCGAGCGUCAAAUUGAAGAACUUGGCUGCGAGCUUCUGGGUCUGGAAAAGCCCGAAGACCUCUGGUUGAACAAAUCCUGGAUUCAGAAUGGUGGUGACUCAAUCAAGGCGACGCAACUACUCGACAGAUUGCGUCGCCAGGGACUUUCUGUUGUCUUCGAAGAUAUCAUGCAAAGCGAAACCUUGAUCGAAAUCGCCGAAACGAUUGAGAGCCGAGGUCUAGUUAUCCCUCUUACCACUGAGGCAGUCCGAACGUAUUCGCCUGCUUUGGACCAAGAGCGCCUGUCGAAGGUCGGCCUGGAUGUCCACUCAGUCCAGGAUGUGUAUGGACUAUCGUCUGUACAGCGAGGAAUCCUCCUUAGCCAGGAGCAAGACCCCGAAAGCUACCAGCUUCGCAUCACCUGUGAGGUGCUCUCCCGCCAAGGAGUUGAGAUUGACGAUCAGCGCUUGUUCGAUGCCUGGAGACAUGUCACUGGCCGCCAUCCCGCACUGCGCACGAUCAUGGUCGAGACUGAGACUGAAGAUGGACUCUUCGACCAGCUCGUUCUCAAACAGAGCAAGCCACAAGUGAUAGAAUGGAACGUCGACAACGAAGAGGCCUUCUGGCAGGCGCAUGAUAAGUUCACUCGAACAGACACUGCCCUCGAACCGCCAGUAGUGUUUGUGGUCUCCACCACAGGCGACGGCAAACGGUUUAUCACCAUUGACAUCAGUCAUGCCCUUGUCGACGGAGUGUCCAUUCUGAUCUUGCUUCGCGACCUCUGUCAAGCAUAUGAGGGCAAUCUACCCAAAGACCGCGAGGUCAAGUACUCCUCAUACAUCGACUACAUCCAGCAGCUUUCUGUUGAUUCUUCAUUGGAGUAUUGGACCAAGCAUCUGGAAGCCGCGUCCCCCUGUCACAUGCCUAUUCUCAACGACGAUGUGGCCCUUGGAGGUCAGCCAGGCGAGGUCAAAAUGGAUAUUGAGGGUGUGGAUGCGCUGUACGAGCUAUGCGCUGCCCACAACUUCACACCCGCCACCGUGUUCCAGGCAGCAUGGGCAUUGGUCCUUCAGGCCUACACAGGACAAGACGAUGUCUCGUUCGGAUACCUCACUGCAGGACGUGAGAUGCCUGUGUCCGAGAUCAGUGAGGCAGUCGGUGUUUUCAUCAACAUGAUGAUCUACCGGAUGCAGCUGUCACCUGAAGCAACAAUCGCCUCGAUCGCAAAGAAAACUCAGCAAAGCUUCUUAAGAGGUCUUCCCCACCAGCACUGCUCCGUUGCGGAGAUUCAACAUGCGCUUGGCACUUCGAAACCAUUGUUCAACACAAUUAUGUCACUCCAGAGUGCCCUGGGUGAAGAUAUCUUUAGUGGCGAAGGCAAAAACGACAUAGGAUUCAGAGUUGUCGGAGAACAGGAUCCCACAGAAGUAAGACUGGAUUUUUGGGUGCACUCAUCUUGGUGGAUCAGUUUUGCUAACUUGUUUCAGUAUGAUGUUUCCGUCAACAUUUUCGUCUCCCAGGCACGGGUUUCAGUGACACUUCGCCAUUCCCGCGCAACUCUCAGCGAGGGCAUGGCCGAGAAUGUUUUGGCCACAUUCCGCCAAUCUAUCAAUACUGUGAUCCAUAGCCAUACUUCCAAGCUGGCUGAUUUGACCAUGCUGAGUGAGCGUGAUCAAACUCAAAUUGCAGGUUGGAACAGCAAGGAAUGGGAUGACCUUGAAGUCUGCGUACAUGACUUGAUUUCGAAACAAGUCGCCAUACGCCCACAAGCAGUUGCCAUUGAUGCCUGGGAUGGAAGCUUCACUUACCAGGAACUGGACGCUAUCACCAACCGUCUGGCGGCACUGCUGAUUGGAAAAGGCGUUGGGCCAGAGGUCUUUGUGCCGAUCGGCUUUUCUAAAUCGCGUUGGACAGUCGUUGCUCAGUUGGCCACAUUGAAGGCAGGCGGAGCAUGUGUUGCCUUUGACCCCGAGCACCCGCGCAGCAGACGUGAGCAGAUGGUUGAGCAAUGUGAGGCCAUCACGGCUAUUGUUGCAGAGGGCUACGAAUCGCUGUUUGAAGGACUGGUACAGAAUGUGUUCGUUCUUGGGCCGAAUACAAUCGAUGCAUUGCUCCAGGGCCAGUCCACGCAUGAAGGUCAAUCCCCUGCCUCUGCAGUCACGCCCUCCAAUCCUGCCUUCGUUGUGUUCACGUCCGGAUCAACUGGGCGACCCAAGGGUAUCUGCUUGGAGCAUCACGCAGUCUGCAGCAGUGCCAUGGCUCACGGCCCUGCGAUGAACUAUCCGGAAUCUCGGGUUUUGCAGUUCGCAUCGUACACUUUCGAUGUCAGUAUUGGUGAGACCUUUACUUGCUUGAUGAGCGGUGGCACGUUGUGUAUUCCUAGCGAGGAAGAGCGGAUGAACGAUCUGGCGGGUGUCAUCAACCGAAUGAACGCAAAGGUCGUGUACUUGACCCCCUCCGUCGUGAGCCUGCUGCAUCCCUCCGAAGUUCCUGGAAUCUCCACCUUGGCGUUGGGCGGUGAGGCCGUGCGAGAAGACAACAUCACCACCUGGGCCAAUCACACCAACCUUGUCAAUAUCUAUGGCCCGGCCGAAUGCUCAGUUUGGAGUACUGGACUACAGAAUGUCCCAGCGUCUGCUUCGCCCCGCAACAUUGGAUAUGGACUUGGUGCGCGGAUGUGGAUCACCGAGGCCGAAAAUCCGAACAAGCUUUGCUCCGUGGGUGCAGUCGGCGAGCUUUUGAUUGAAGGCCCAAUCGUUGCCAGAGGUUAUCUGAAAGACGAGGAAAAGACCAAGGCGGCAUUCAUUGAUCCCCCUGCGUGGUUGUCGCGUUAUCAAACACGCGACGUGUCCGGAGAAACCUCGGCCCGACAGGUUAAGCUUUACCGGACGGGCGAUCUUGCCCGCUACAACUCCGAUGGAUCCUGCCAUUUCAUUGGUCGUCGUGAUCACCAAGUCAAGCUCCAUGGCCAACGCGUGGAGAUGGGCGAGAUUGACCGGACCAUGCUCAUGCAUGAGCUGGUCCAGAAUGCCUUGGCUUUGGUCCCCACGAAGGGCAAAUUGGCUGGCAAGCUAGUUGCAGUUCUAAGCUUGAAUGACCAAGUUCAUGCCCUAGGUAAGACUGGGAUCGAGUUGCGAGUGGAUUCGCAACUCGAUAUAUCGCCAUUGCAAGAAUGGCUUGCAACACGUCUACCUUCCUACAUGAUACCCCACACCUGGCUUGUCGUGCACUCCAUUCCUGUGACCCGAAACGGUAAGUCAGACCGCACGUCGGUUGUUGAAUGGGUUCAAGAGUUGGAGCAGGUAGUGGGCAACGUGGAGCAAACCGAGUCCUCCAAUGUCGACAACUUGCCAGUCAACAAGAUGGAAACAGACGUGAGGGAGAUUGUUAGCUCGGUGCUCAACAUCCCCGAGGCACAAGUAUUGAUGACCGCGUCGUUCCUGUCUUUGGGAGGAGACAGUAUCACUGCUAUGCAAACUGCAUCCCGAUCCAGGGCUCGUGGCAUUCAAUGUCCCGUGAAGAGCAUCUUGAAAAGCAAGUCUAUCCGCCAGAUUGCGAAAGAAGCAACAGUCAUCACAAACUCCGCCCAUUUGUCCAAGACCGGUGGACAAGCUUUCCGUCUCUUGCCCAACAUGCUUCCGUCCGACCUUGAUUCACAUGUGAAGACUCUGGGAUACGCAGGCGUGUCCGACAUCGAGGACGCGUACUUUUGCUCGCCAAUGCAAGAGGGUAUCCUGAUAAGUCAGGCCCAGGCCCCGGAGACAUACAAAUUCUCCGCUGUUUGUGCCAUCCGUGCUGUGGAUGCAUCACAGCCACUCAGUCUCGAUAAGCUCAUCCAAGCAUGGGCUCGUGUCGUGGCGAGCCAUCCCGUUUUGCGUACUUUCUUCGUUGAAGGACUUUCAGGGGAUGCUUUGUACAGUCAGAUUGUACUGAAAGAGUAUGCGCCACGGGUCGAAAAAGCGGCGAGCCUCGAGAGCUUGCUUCGAUAUGAUCAGGAAUACCCCGUCGGCUACAACCAGCCCAUUCCCCCGCACCGCAUCACUGUUUUCGAGGACAAAGAUGCUUUGUACUUCAAUCUGGAGCUCAGUCAUACUUUGAUUGACGGCGCAUCGAUGCCCAUCCUCCUCGGUGACAUCAGAGCAGCUUACGAUAAUACCAUUCCCGCGGGGCCCUUGUACAGUGACUAUAUCGCUUUCUGGCAACGUCAGUCGCGCGAGCAAACCACCUCAUUCUGGACGAAGUACUUGAACAACAUGCAGCCAGCCAUGUUCCCCGCGCUUUUGGACAACGCGGCCCCCGAAAAGGAGCUGCGGGUGGUCAAGCUGCCAGUAACCGACAUGAUCUCCAAACUUCAGUCAUUCUGCAAAGAUAAUGAGUUAACCAUUGCCAAUGUGUUCCAGGCCGCAUGGGCACUCGUGUUGCGGUUAUACACCAGGAACACAGAUGUUUCCUUCGGUUAUCUUUCAUCUGGGCGCGAUGCUGAUGACCUUGAUUUGGACCAUGCCGUGGGUCCAUUCAUUAACAUGCUUCCCUGUCGCAUCGAAGUCAAUGACUCUUCGAGGCUAAUCGACAUUGUCCGCAAAAUUAACGAUGAUUUCCUCGAGUCUUUGCCGUACCAGCAUACUUCUUUGGCAGAGGUCCAGCAUCACUUGCGCCUCUCCGGAGAACGUCUCUUUAACACCACUCUGUCUUUGCAACGAUCCAUGAUUGAAUCAGAUGAAAGGAGUAGCAGUAUCUCCGUGGAGUAUUUGGCGGGCGCUGACCCCACGGAAUACGAUCUCAGUGUGAGCAUCACCGUUGGCGAAGCUGAUAUUGAUGUCGACAUCAACUACUGGACCACUUUCCUGUCCGACGAGAAAGCCGAAAUGCUGGGGUCGACAUUCAAGUCCAUUCUUGCCAACUUGCUUGCUUCACCGACCAAAGAACUCCGAGACUUUGACUUGCUUGGAGACCAGCAACACCACCACCUGAUGUCUUUGAACAAUCAUGGUGUCGUUCCCGAGGCUAUUUCCAGUUGCAUUCAUGAUGAAGUGGGCCGGCAAGCCUUGGAAAAUCCAUCCGCACCGGCUGUCGAGUCGUGGGAUGCGUCAUUCACAUACUCGGAGUUGAAUGAACUAUCCGAAAGACUCGCAUGCAGACUUGCCAACAUCGGUAUCGGGCCGGAGAAAGUAGUUGCUCUUUGCUUCGACAAAUCUGCAUGGACUGUCGUGGCAAUGUUGGCAGUACUCAAAGCUGGCGGUGCCUAUACUUCGAUGGGUCCGACUCACCCAAGGUCGCAUCUCGAACAAGUCAUCCUGGCCACCAAUUGCCGUGUCAUUCUUGCUGGAUCUGAAGCAUAUGGAGCUUUGGUUGGAGACUUGGUGGACCAUGUCAUAGUCGUCGCACCCGAACUCUUUUCUACGUUGCCUGUAGGUGACCUGGGGGUCGUUGAAAAGGCAAGCCCAGACAACGCUGCCAUGAUCAACUUUACGUCCGGCAGUACAGGGAAACCAAAGGGUAUAGUUGUUCGGCACAGUGGUGUUUGCUCACUGGUGCAUCACAAUUCUGACAUGGGAAUCGACAACUCCUCGCGUGUGCUUCAGUUCUCUGCUUACACAUUCGAUACCAGCAACGGUGAGAUAUUCUUGGCCUUGUGUGUUGGAGGAUGUGUUUGUAUCCCCUCAGAUGACGAACGUCUCAACGACCUGGCCGGUGCAAUGACUCGAAUGAGCGUUACGUUUGCCUUCCUCACCCCUUCCCUGACACUCACGCUCUCACCAAAGGCAGUUCCAACACUGAGGACAUUGGGUCUUGUCGGUGAGGCUGUGCCUAACGACCUUCCCGGUAAAUGGACGGAACAUCUGCGUGUGAUCAAUUCAUACGGACCGGCUGAGACCACUGUCAUGGCCUCCUUUGCGAACUCGGCAGGCUCCAUGCCGGCAAAUAGUAUUGGACUGGCCCAUGGGUGCCUCUUCUGGGUCACCGACCCUGCAGACAGUCAACGGCUAGUCCCGGCGGGCUGCGCCGGCGAGUUAUUGAUCGAGGGCCCUAUCGUGACGCGCGGAUAUUUAGAUCCAAAGCUGACUUCCAAGGCCUUUAUUGAACCUCCAAGGUGGAGGGGCGCAGUCAACGAGGGAACGCGAUUAUACAGAACCGGAGAUCUUGUCAGGCUUUUGGAGGAUGGCAACAUGUUGUUCCUCGGACGUGCUGACGGACAGAUCAAGCUUAACGGACAACGUGUGCCCACCUGGGACAUUGAAGAAGAGAUCGGCCGACACCCCUCUGUCCUUCAGACGACGCUUGUUUUCCCCAGCCAUGGUCCGUGCAAGAAGAAGCUUGUGGCUUUGGUAGCACCGAAGAAUGAGAUCGCCAAUCAGUCCAUCUCUCUCGAGGGUAUCAUUCCAUUCAGAAAAGACACCGACAAGGAUCAGGCUAUCGAGCAAAUCGCAUCCAUCCGUCAGCGACUCGCAGAAAUCUUCCCAGGUUACAUGGUACCUUCUGUUUGGUUACUGUGUCACAGCCUUCCAUUGACACUGUCACGAAAGCUUGACAGGCGUCAGAUCAAGGGAUGGGUCGAAGAAAUGAAUCAGGAAAUUUACUUUGAAGCACUGGCUGAGAAGGAAGAAGAGGCCGAUUCCACAGAAGCUCCCAAAUCCGAUGCCGCAGAGCACCUGCAGGCGAUCGUUGGACGAGUUCUGAAUUUACCUUCCAGCAAGGUCUCUCUCCAAUCAUCUUUCUUCAAGCUCGGAGGUGACUCGAUCACUGCGAUGCAGCUGGUCGUCAAAUGCCGAAAUGAGGGCCUCAAGCUUCUCUUCAAGGAUGUGAUGCGCAGUACUAGCAUUGCAUCUUUGGUCGACCUUCUGCAAACCGUCGAUGGCAGCAAUAUAUACCAACAGUCCGAUCGAUUCGACGUUCCAUUUGACCUUACUCCAAUUCAGCAGUUCUACUUCCAAAACAUCUCUCAGGGAAGCCAGGAUGCUGCGGCAAAUCAGUUCAAUCAGAGUUUCCUCUUCCGCCUGUCCGGUGACUUGCCAGUGGCCCAGUUAAGAGACGCAGUCGAUAAAGUCGUCCAGCGUCACUCAAUGCUUCGCGCUCGAUUCCGCCAGUCGCGCGAUUCCCAAUGGAAGCAAAUACUGAUUGCUCACAGCACCUCAGCGUAUCGUUUCAGAGAACAUGCGGUUGAGAGUGAAGAAAACGCUCUGAUCUUGGCACAGCACGCGCAAGAGGAGCUUGAUAUUCAGAUGGGCCCUGUGUUCUCCGCCGAGCACUUUACCAUCCCAGGACAGAAACCUCUCUUCUUCCUCGUCGCUCAUCACCUGGUCAUUGAUCUGGUUUCUUGGAGAAUUAUUUUCCAAGAACUAGAAGACUCCAUCGCCGGGGAAAUCUCUCAAGCCCCUCCAUUCUCCUUCCAACAGUGGCAGCAAUUGCAACGACAAUACGCUGCGGAGAAUCUUCCACCAAACAAAGCUCUGCCUUAUACUAUUCCCAAAGCGGACUAUGGCUACUGGGGAAUGGAAGAUGUUCCCAACUUUGCUGGUGACACGCAACAACUCAAUACUGUUCUGCCAUCACAGGAGAGUGAAGCCUUGCUCACCGGUUGUCAUCAGGCAAUGAAAACAGAGCCUUUGGAUAUCCUCAUCGCUGCUUUGUUCACAUCCUAUGCGAAAACAUUCCAGAGAGCACCACCUGCAGUGUUCAACGAAGGCCAUGGCCGCGAGCCGUGGACUAGUGAGAUUGAUCUGUCCGACUCGGUCGGUUGGUUUACCACCGUUUUCCCCUUCCAUGUAUCCGGAAUGGACGCAAGCACAGCUCCCGCAGAUGUUGUUCGUGGCGUCAAAGACCAGAGGCGCAACCUUCCAGCAAAUGGUUGGUCGUAUUUCACAUCGCGGUUCCUCAACGAGCAAGGUAUCAAAACCUUCGCCGACCACAUGCCCGUUGAAAUCGUGUUCAACUAUCUCGGACUGUACCAAGGUCUCGAGCGAUCUGACGGCAUCUUCAAUCUCGUUCCGUUCAACAAGGGAGAUGUGGGACCAUCCGUGCGACGCUAUGCUCUGUUUGAGAUCAAUGUCUACGUGAUCAAUGGAUGUACCCAUAUUUCUUUCACAUUCAAUCGCCAAAUGCAGCAUGUCAAUCGUAUCCACCAGUGGAUCGAGAAUUACACUGCUGCUCUCAAGGACAUCUCAACGAGCCUGACUCGCACGGAAGUGACACUCACUCGGAGUGACUAUCCUCUUCUCGACAUCUCUUACCCGGAGUUGGACAAGCUGCAGAGCUCGAGACUACCAGACCUCAAGUUGAGCCUCGAUGACAUUGAGGAUCUCUACCCCUGCUCGCCACUUCAAGAGGGUAUCUUACUCAGCCAGCUUCGUCUUGAAGAUGCUUAUCUCUACCACGCUAUAAUGCGAAUCGACCCAUGCGAAGGUCGUCCUCUCGACGCUGCACGCCUUUCUUCAGCAUGGCAAGAUGUGGUUGAUCGCCACACAAUUCUGCGGACUGUGUUCCUCAAGGGAAUCUCACAGCGACCAUUUGAUCAGAUGGUUCUCCGGAACCAUCGCCCAACUACGCGAAUUGUUCAGGCCGAGUCCGCGGCUGAGGCUUUGAGCCUGCUCCAGUCCUAUGAGCCCUUGUCAUCCUCGACUUCGAAGCCCCCUCAUCGCCUGGUCGUGGUGCAAUGUGCUGAAGGAUCACUCUAUUUCCGGCUCGAUAUCAGUCAUGCCUUGAUGGAUGGAACUGCGAUGUCUGUCUUGAUCAACGAUCUCGUCUCUGCAUAUGGCAACCAGCUCUCAUCCUCGCCGGCCAUUCCAUACAGUGACUACAUUGCUUAUAUCCAAUCCCAGCCAGCUGCGGAAGGGUUGGAUUUCUGGUCCAAUCACCUGCACGAUGUGCGACCCUGUCACUUCCCUGCGCUAGGAGUCUCAGGCGAGGUGAAAGAGGAGAUGAAGACUGUUGAUGUUAUUGUCCCUGACAAUAAGCAAGUUCGUGCGUUCUGUCAAGAGAACAAUAUCACGCUGGCAAAUGUCAUUCGUUUGGCAUGGUCCUUGGUCCUUCAGGCAUACUCGGGCGAAGACCAGGUCAGCUUUGGAUAUCUUACGGCAGGAAGAGAAAUCCCUAUCGAAGGAUUGGAGACUGCAGUUGGUCCGUUCAUCAAUAUGCUGGUUUGUACGACCAACCUGGCGCAAGUCGGCAGCAAAACUAUCACCUCUGAGUUGCAUGAUCUACACCAUGAAUAUAUUAACAUGCUUCCACACCAACAUGUCGGCUUGGCGGAAGUCCACCAUGCCUUGGGAGUGACAGGAAAGCCAUUAUUCAACACAGUUGUCAGUUUCCAGCGCCGGGAUCUCGCAAGUCUGGUGAUGGGUGAUUUACAGAUGACAUAUCUUGAAGGACAAGAUCCUACAGAGUAUGAUAUCACUGUGAAUGUCGCAGACACCGACUCCAACGGAUUUACGGUCGAUCUAGGCUAUCUCACUUCUCGACUGUCUCCAGAAUAUGCAGUCCAGGUCUCUGGAGCUUUGUCCGCUGCAUUUGAUUGGAUCAUUUCCAAUUCCUCUACCACUGUGAACUCUGUUAACCUUUUCAGCGAAUCGGCCAAAGACCAGGUCCUCAAGUGGAAUUCUUCCAUGCCCCCAGCAGUCAAUGAGCCUUUGCACGCGCUCUUUGAAAGAAAUGCAAAGGCCUUGCCAAACGCACCAGCGAUUACUUCCUGGGAUGGAGUGAUGACUUAUUCGCAACUAGAACGCAAAGUUGCUCAGCUCGCCCAAGUUCUUGUCGACAUGGGUGUCAAACACAAUGAUCUAGUUCCAAUCUGCUUUGACAAGUCAUCUUGGGCAAUCAUCUCCAUGCUUGCGAUUAUGAAGGCCGGUGCCGGAUUUAUUCCCUUGGAUCCUUCUAGCCCGGCAACUCGCCUGGAGUUGAUCAUUCAGCAGACAUCGUCUUCCUUGGUGCUGGUUGCUCAAGAAAAGGUGCAUUUGAUUACUGGGUUGGUACCAAAUGUCCUCGUGGUUUCUGAAUCUAUCGAUGCAUGGAAUCAUGAGGUGUCAAGUAUAUCCUCUAGCCCCGUUUCUCCCGACAGCGUGGCAUACGUGUUGUUUACCUCAGGUUCAACUGGUACCCCGAAGGGCGUCGUAAUGGAACAUGCAGCUGUCAGCACCAGUGUCACUCAUCAUGGACAACUGAUCGGGUGUAGCUCUGCCACUCGGAUGUUCCAAUUCGCAGCAUUCACCUUCGAUGCUUGUAUUCUCGAGAUCUUCACAACUCUGACUUACGGCGGCUGCAUCUGUCUUCCAUCUGAUGGCGAACGAAUGAGUGAUAUUGCUGGCUCAAUCAAUCGAAUGGAAGCCAAUACCUCUUUCCUGACCCCGUCGGUGGUGCGUCUUCUUCAACCAAAGCAGGUUCCUACUCUCAAGACUCUCAUUCUUGGUGGAGAAGCCUUGCAUGAAGAUAACAUUCACGCUUGGGCCGACAGCCUACGUCUCAUGAAUGGAUACGGGCCUACUGAGACAUGUGUGUUCGCGGUUAUGAAAACUUUCGAAGGCAACAAUGACCAGUGUGAUAAUCUGGGUCAUGCUGUGAGCUCCGUUGCCUGGAUUGCUCGCCCGAACAACCACGAUCAGUUAGCCCCUGUUGGUGCUAUAGGUGAGCUUUUGAUUCAGGGCCAUACUUUGGCGAGGGGAUAUCUCCACGACCAAGAAAAGACCGAUCAAGCUUUCAUUCGCAAUCCUGGCUUCUAUCCCACAGUGGAUGGCUCUGUUCAACGAUUCUACAAGACCGGCGAUUUAGUUCGUUACAAAAUCGAUGGCUCGAUUACAUACUUGGGCCGAAGAGACACACAGAUCAAGCUCCGUGGUCAAAGAAUUGAGUUGUCGGAGAUCGAGCAUCAAAUUCAGCGUCAUCUGAGCGCUGAUCAACAGAUUGCAGUUGAAGUUGUGCUCCCCCACGGAGAAAAAGAGCAAGCUCUUCUCGCUGUGUUUAUUUUCAAGCCUUUGAGGCUGGCGGGCACCGAGCUCCUGGCGGAAAUCAGCUUGGAGACGAAAGACUUGAUCAAAGACCUCAAGGCUCAUCUUGCGAAGGUCCUGCCGUCAUACAUGCAACCGUCACUCUACAUUCCCACGAACUGGAUGCCGACAACUUCUGCUCAAAAGCUUGAUAGAAAGCUGCUCCGAGACGCAGUGUCUGCUUUGAGUGACGCGAAAUUGAAGAGCUAUUCGCUGCGUGAAGACAGUCGCCGGCUACCGCACACUGUUCUGGAGAAGAAGGUUCAAGAACAAUGGCAUCGCAUCCUGAAUGUCCCCAUGGAAGGUAUCCGAGCCGAUGACAACUUCUUCAGGAUUGGUGGUGAUUCUCUCUCGGCAAUGAAAAUGGCUGCUACCUCGCCCGAGAACUUCCCUGUCACCGUCGUCGAUAUCUUCCAGCAUCCCGUGCUCUCCGAUUUGGCCGCCGCAUUGGCCGCCAAAGCACCCAAAGACGACCAAGCUAUUGUCUCUCUCCAGCCCUUUGAGUUGCUGAACUCCACUCCAGACAUCUCUGAAUUCUUAAGUGAUAUCAGCAGCCAAUAUUCACUUCCAAAGGACGCGAUUGAAGACGUGUUCCCCGCAAGUCCCCUCCAAGAGGGCAUGAUUGCCAUCUCGAUGAUCAAUCCCAAGGCUUACAUGCUGCGAAAGGUUUUCAAAAUGGGUCCAGCUCUUGAUGCUCAUCGCUUCCAAUCAGCCUGGGAAAUGGUCAUCCAGAAGAACCAGACGUUGCGCACGCGCUUUGUGCCAACAUCUGAUGCAGGAUUUGUACAAGUUGUCCUGAAAGACAGUAUCAAGUGGAGGAAUGCAGUGAAUUUAGAGAAAUACCUGGAGCAGGACUUGAAUGAAGGACUAGUCUACGGAGCCCCGCCUUUGCGCUUUGCUCUUACUGAAGACCGUCACUUCAUUUUCUCCGCGCACCAUGCCACUUACGAUGGUUGGUCUCUUCCACUGAUCCUGAAUCAGGUCAAUUCCGCCUACAAACAUGGUCACUGCCCCGAUACUGCUCCAUUCAACACAUUCAUCAAGCAUUUGCAGUCCACAGAUGCCCAGUCGUCGCAAUCUUACUGGGCAGACCAACUUUCUGGUCCCAGACCUACCACAUUCCCUGAAUUGCCUUCGCCAUCCUACCGCCCGUCCGUUCGAGGCACAGUGCAGCAUCAAAUCUCUAUGUCCAAUGUCGCAAAUUCCGACAUUCUGAAGGCCACCAUUCUCCGAGCUGCCUGGGGACUUCUUCUCGCCCGGUACACAGAUAGCGAGGAUGUUCUGUUUGGAAUGACCCUUUCUGGUCGCAACAGUGCGGUCUCUGGUAUUGACGCCAUGAUCGGUCCGACUAUUACAACUGUGCCUGUGAGAAUGACUAUGACACCGAAACUCUCAAUCAGUGAGUUCUUGGCUCAGGUUCAGCAACAAUCGACAAACAUGAUCCCACAUGAGCACUUUGGGUUGCAGAAUAUUGCUGGCAUCAACUUGGAUUGCUCCCGAGCAGUGGAAUUCCAAAAUCUGUUUGUCAUUCAACCCGUCUCAGACACCUCGUCAACGGGUGAUCUCCUGCCCGGAUUGGAGGAGGUUGAGCUGCCGCUCGAAGACUUCGAUAGCUACCCCUUGGUUGUCGAGUGCUUUGUAGCGGACGACAAAGUUAUCAUUGAAGCCCGCCAUGACGAAAAUGUCCUCUCAAGCUGGCGGUUGAAGGCCAUGAUGCACCACUUCGAGCAUAUUUUGGAACAGUUCACCGAACCCACCAAUCUCGAGUCUCAGGUGGCUUCCGUUGAGCUCUUCGGUGAUAAAGACAUGGACCAAAUCAUUGAAUGGAACCGCGAGUUCCCAGAAACCGUUGAGUCGACUGUGCCAGUUAUCUUUGCUGACCAAGUCUCUCAGCGGCCGGACGCGUUGGCUAUCGACGCUUGGGACGGCCAGCUGACCUACGGUGAACUCGAUCAGCUCUCGACAACUCUCGCUCGCCACCUCGUCUCCCUUGGGGUAGUCCCCGAGGCUCUGGUUCCUAUGUGUUUUGACAAAUCCAGAUGGGCUGUUGUCGCACAAAUGGCCGUCAUGAAGGCCGGUGGUGCUUGUGUCAAUCUUGACCCUGCCCAUCCUCAAGCUCGUCUCGAGACCAUUGUCAAAGAUGCCCAGGCGACAGUCCUUCUUACAAAUCCCCGUCACUCGGCAAUUCUCGCAAAUUCUGUUUCUUUGAAGACUGUGACGGUGACAGAGGACUUCAUAUCCAGUCUCCAAAACUUAGACUUUGACCUACCAUCGCUCCACCCUCGGAACGCGGCAUAUGUUCUCUUUACAUCCGGGUCAACCGGCAAGCCCAAGGGUAUUGUCAUUUCCCAUGGCUCUCUUUGCUCAAGCUCAAAGGCCCAUGGAACGCGUUGGGAGAUUGGUCCAGGAACCCGACUUUUGCAGUUUGCUGCAUACACGUUCGAUGUUAGCUGUGCAGACAUCUUCACAACAUUGCAACGCGGCGGAUGCAUCUGUGUGCCGUCUGAUGAACAGCGCCUGAAUGAUCUGUCUGGUGCAAUCAACGAUUUCCAGUGUAAUUGGGCGUUUAUGACACCCACUGUCGCCGCUCUACUGCCAACAAAUAUUCCCUCCUUGAAGAAGCUUGUUCUUGGAGGUGAGGCAUCCACACGCGACAUCAUUUCCAAAUGGCACAAUGUUCUUGAUCUCAUUGUAUGCUACGGCCCAGCUGAGACAACCGUCUAUUGCAGCGGUGCACCACCGGCUACUGCAACGAGUGACCCAGCGAACCUUGGUCCAUCAAUCGGAGCCCUCUAUUGGAUCGCUGAUCCUCAGGACCCCAACCGCCUGACGCCCUUAGGAUGUGUUGGAGAGCUCCUUCUGGAGGGACCAACUCUCGCGCGUGAAUAUCUUCACGAUGCUGAAAAGACAGCGAAAUCAUUUGUGUCGAACCCUGUCUGGGCGAUCCGCCCUGACUCCCGGUUCUACCGCACGGGCGAUCUAGUACGCUGGAAUUCCGAUGGCACAAUCCGAUUUGUCGGGCGCAAAGACACUCAGGUCAAGGUCCGUGGUCAGCGUGUGGAGCUAGGUGAAAUCGAACAUGCUGUUCGACUGGCAAUGCCUACCCUCGCCCACGUAAGUGUAGAUGCAGUACAGGAUCCAACCCACUCCCGGCAGAUUGUGGUAGCCUACCUACACUACAGCAACCGCAGUGGUCCUGUUGAAAUCAAGGACAUGUCUGAUGACCUCCGCGAGGAGCUGGCAGUGUUGCAACAGACCCUCAGUCAGCAACUCCCCUCGUAUAUGGUCCCGUCCAUGUUCAUUCCUCUCUCUCGCGUGCCCCUGACUAUGAAUGGCAAGUCUGACCGUCGCCAACUGCGCGAGCUUGUAACAUCCCUUUCGAGAGAGGAUUUCUUGACUUUUUCGCUGGCCAGCAGUCUCAAGGUCGAACCCACCACACCCAUGGAACUGCAACUCCGUGGUUUAUGGGCCAAGGUUCUGCAUGUUGAAGAAGAUACUUUGGGCAAGAACCACCACUUCCUCCGCUCUGGAGGUGAUUCUAUCAGCGCCAUGAAGCUGACCAGCCAUGCCCGAUCUGCUGGUCUGACUUUGACAGUCCAGGACAUCUUCCAAUCCCCAGUCCUAGAGGACAUGGCCGCUGCUAUCUUCAAGAAAUCAGUGAAAGCGGCCACUCAGAGCUCGCUGCUGCCUUAUGCUCCCUUCUCCUUCGUCGAAGGAAUCAAUAACAUUCUUCCAUCGGUAGCCGCAGCUACAAGAACACCCAUUGACAACAUUGAGGAUGUGCUUCCGGCAUCAGACUUCCAGUCCUCUGCAAUUGCCCACUCUAUGCUGAAGACCCAUGGCAUGGUCAAUUACCUCUUCCUUGACGGCGAAGGCGAGGUCCCAUGGACUCUUGCCUAUGUUCAAACAGCAUGGAAUCUCUUCCUCCAAACCCAUGCAAUCCUCCGGACUGUGUUUGCUGCCUACGGAAAGGACUUCUACCAGGUGGUACUCAAAGAUACCGCUAGUCAGGUUGCAUGGCAUCAGAUAGACGAGGAUGUCGAAACAUUCUCUCUUGCGCUGUGCAAACAAGACGUCAGCUCGGACCUCCCACUGGGUAGUGUACUCACCCAGCUGUCAGUCGUCAGCAACGAAAGCCGACACCGACUCAUUCUUCGAGUCUCACAUGCUCAAUAUGAUGGUGUCUGCCUGCCGCGCAUCUGGCAGAGCUUCCAAGACGUGUUUUCUGGUCGCACGCCUGCCCCAGAGGUUCCAUUCUCUCACUUCAUCGCUGGUAUCCACCCCACUAGCCCAGAGUCUGAAACAUAUUGGCGCGAUGUCCUGUCAAACUCUACGAUGACUGACAUUGUGGCUCACCCCGCGCCGCAACACCAGAAUGUGUAUGAUCUGCACUUGACCCGAACCAUUCAAAUCGCUUCCCAGGCUGGCUCUGGAACCACUUUCGCCACCAUCUUGAAGGCCGCUUGGGCUCUAGUCCUCUCCUCGUGCUCCGACAGCUCUGAUGUUGUCUUUGGACAUGUCGUUUCAGGUCGCAACCUACCACAAGCCAACAUAGAGCAGGUCGUUGGCCCUUGUCUGAACAUCCUUCCAACUCGUGUCAUUGUCGAUUCGAGCGCGGCUCUGAGCCAUCUUCUUGACACUGUUCAAUCUCAACACAUCUCUCACAUGGCCCAUGAAUCGUUGGGUACCCGCACCAUUGUUAAAGAAUGCAGCCCUUGGCACCCGUCCACUCGCAUGAGCAGUAUUGUUCAACAUCAGAAUAUCGAUCAAGAUGCGACGGUCACUCUCAACAACCAAAGCUACACCAUCGGCGACUUCUGUCCUGCGGCUGAUGAGGCAGACAUUGCAAUCAAGACAACCCCAUUGGAUAACAACGAGAUCGAGGUCCUUUUCAUCACCUCUUCGCGCUCUGUUGGCCAGCCCAUGGCAACCGCCCUUUUGGACCGUCUCUCUGACACCAUUCGGGCUAUCUCUGACUCCACACACGCACACGCCCCUGUCUCAGAGUUCAUUCACUCCAAGUCUCUCCUCCCCCUGUCGAGUCCAUCCAAACCCAACGGCGUGAAUGGACAUUCUGCCGUCAAGAGCAUUGACGCAACCAGACCAGCAGACUCAGCACUCCUCUCUGCAAUCCGUGACAGCUGGCGACGGGUUAUUGGAAAUCCCGAUCUAUCCUUGGACUUGGAGUCCGACUUCUUCGAUGUCGGUGGUGACCUAGUCUCCAUCGCAUUACUGACCGCGUUUUGGCAAGGCCAAGACCACCAGAUUGCGGUGGAAGAUCUCUGGGAUCAUUCAUCCCUCGGUGGAAUGCUGGAUAUUUUGAUCCAGGCGCGUCGUUGA
This is a messenger RNA of Penicillium brevicompactum, 18567 nucleotides long. RefSeq lists its product as uncharacterized. The coding region runs from base 1 to 18567 and encodes 6188 amino acids. Gene Ontology annotation, cellular component: cytoplasm. Gene Ontology annotation, molecular function: phosphopantetheine binding; catalytic activity. The transcript has 5 exons. Gene Ontology annotation, biological process: secondary metabolite biosynthetic process; amino acid activation for nonribosomal peptide biosynthetic process. The record is from RefSeq and is a predicted model, not a curated record. NCBI's taxonomy places the organism in Eukaryota, Fungi, Ascomycota, Eurotiomycetes, Eurotiales, Aspergillaceae.